Anolis carolinensis (green anole) is the source of this 2226-nucleotide messenger RNA. RefSeq names its product apolipoprotein B mRNA-editing enzyme 1a (gene apobec1a). Gene Ontology annotation, cellular component: cytoplasm; nucleus. The transcript has 4 exons. The record is from RefSeq and is a predicted model, not a curated record. Gene Ontology annotation, biological process: cytidine to uridine editing. Lineage: Eukaryota; Metazoa; Chordata; Lepidosauria; Squamata; Anolidae. The annotation marks the transcript as partial. Gene Ontology annotation, molecular function: cytidine deaminase activity; RNA binding; zinc ion binding.
AAGGCUGCAAUUCUAUUAUCAAAUUUGUUCUUCAGGUGGCAAAUGGAACCAGAGGCGUUUCAGAGGAAUUUUGAUCCCAGAGAAUUUCCCGAGUGUACUUUACUGCUGUAUGAAAUCCACUGGGAUAACAACACCAGUAGGAACUGGUGUACAAACAAACCUGGCCUCCAUGCUGAAGAAAAUUUUUUGCAAAUUUUUAAUGAGAAAAUAGAUAUCAGGCAGGACACACCAUGCUCUAUCACUUGGUUUCUGUCUUGGAGUCCUUGUUAUCCAUGCAGCCAGGCUAUAAUUAAGUUCUUGGAAGCACACCCUAACGUGAGCCUGGAGAUAAAAGCUGCUCGGCUGUACAUGCAUCAAAUCGACUGUAACAAGGAAGGCCUCAGGAAUUUAGGUAGAAAUAGAGUUUCUAUCAUGAAUCUACCUGAUUAUCGCCACUGUUGGACAACAUUUGUGGUUCCUAGAGGGGCAAAUGAAGAUUAUUGGCCACAGGAUUUCUUACCAGCCAUAACAAAUUAUUCCAGGGAACUUGACUCAAUUCUUCAGGACUGAACUUUUUACGGAUUUAACCUCUGACAAUGCUGUUACUGAUCUGUGCUCUAAAGCCCUUUGCUAUCAGAUUGUCCUUCCUGGGUGUAACAGUCCCAAGUGGAAUUUCAAAGAAACCUGUGCAAAAACCUUUCCUCAAAACCAAUCACAUAUUUUUAUAAAUCUUUCAAUGAAAUAUCUGUGUAUGUUUAGAUUUUAAAUCCAGCAGUUCAGUGAUUCUCAAUCCUUUUUAAUUCUGUGACCCCUUAAUACAGUUACUCAUGGUGUGGUGACCCCCCAAUCAUAAAAUUAAAUUUGUGGCUACUUCAUAAUGUAAUUGUGCUGCUGUUUUGAAUUGUAGUAUAAAUAUCUGAUAUGCAGGAUGUAUUUUCAUUGUUACAAAUUGAACAUAAUUAAAGCAUAAUGAUUAAUCACAAAAGCAAUUUGUUUGGGAGAGUAUGGACAAUGGAUGAUGGGAUUUGUAGUAACCUUCAACCAAUUCAACACUGACUUCCACAAACCCAACCCCCCCCCCCCCCCCCCCCACGAAUGAAAGAGCUGGACCAAACUUGGCACAUAGAAUCUCCAUGACCAACAGAAAAUAUUGGAGAGGUUUGGGAGGAAUUAACAGUGAUUUAAUAGUAAUAGGAUCCUAGACUUGCUAGAGACCUCCAAGGGCCAUCACAGUCAAAGCCCCACAACAGAUGGCCAUUCAACCUCUGAAUAAUAAUAAUAAUAAUAAUAAUAAUAAUAAUAAUAAUAAUAAUAAUAAUAGAAUCCUAAAGUAGGAAGAUAAUUCCAAGUGCCACCCAGUCCAACCUCCAUCUGCCAUAAAGUAAAAUCACAAUCAAAGCACUCUUGACAGAUGACCAGUCUGCCUCUUCUUAAUAAUGAUAAUGAUAAUAGAAUCCUAAAGUAGGAAGAAACCUCCAAGAGCCAUCUAGUCCAACCUACAUCUGCCUUAAGGAAAAAGCACAAUCAAAACACUCCUGACAGAUGGCCGGUCUUGUCAGCAAAGGUAAAAACCUUAGGUUGCAGAGUAUCAAAAGAAAAAUAUAAUAAAGCUGCAGCAGAAACAAAGCCCCGAAGUAAUGUGGUUAAAUAAGAAGCAUAAAGUCAUCUUACUUUGUUGCUGUAACAGAAGCAUAAUACAGGAACAAAAGACUCAGAGAGAGAAUACAGGCAGAAUGCAGAGAAUAUAUAAAUGAAAAACAUAGCUCCACCUGUAUCUGAUUGAUAAAGCUCAAAAUACAAGCAUACUACCAGUUAAAGGUACAUACCUACUGACUAAACAUGAACUAUAUAAUUUUGCAAACAUUAUAAUACUUUCAACAGGUCUGGCUCUGUUUAAUCAUUACAAUGAUAAUAAUAGAAUCCUAAUGUAGGAAGAGAUCUCCAAGGGCUAUCCAGUCCAACCUCCUUCUGCCAUAAGGGAAAAGCACAAUCAAACCAUAAUAAGAAUAGGAAUUGUGGUUCACCCGCAUCCAAAGAACACUUAAUAGCGAACAACGGGACCACUGCUUUUAGAUUAAUUUGACAUUAUUAUCCAAGGAUUCACCACCGCCUGAGAUUGGUCUGCACAUCCAGAUAAGGCAUUUCCAUCUGUUGCAGCUCCACCAGAAGCUCCUUUCCAAUCUCCUGACUCCACUGGCCACUUUGUAACCAAGCCCCUAAUAAAGUGUAUCCCCUUUUUCUUUUUCA